Molecule: messenger RNA, 1765 nt
Organism: Hypanus sabinus (Atlantic stingray)
Lineage: Eukaryota; Metazoa; Chordata; Chondrichthyes; Myliobatiformes; Dasyatidae
Gene: syt10
Product: synaptotagmin X
Exons: 8
Coding region: 188-1765 (525 amino acids)
Biological process (GO): cellular response to calcium ion; calcium-ion regulated exocytosis; regulation of calcium ion-dependent exocytosis
Cellular component (GO): membrane
Molecular function (GO): clathrin binding; calcium-dependent phospholipid binding; syntaxin binding
Source: RefSeq, a predicted model, not a curated record
CAUUGUGGGCCGGUCGCGAUCGGACGAACUGUGAAAGCAACGGAUGGGGUCGGCGCCAGUCAGAUGCAAUCUGCAGCGCUGAGUUGCGCGGGGAUCGCGCUGUCCGCGGGGUCCGGAGCGGACCGACAGCGCCGGGCGCAGGGUCGGCACGAAAGCGGCGCAGGAGGAGCGCGAAGAGGGGGCGGCGAUGAGCGGCCCCUCACAGAACGGGGUCAGUCUGUGCGAGAAGGCGCUGCACAUCGUUACCGAGCUCUGCUUUCGGGGGCUGGUGGAACGCAACAAAUGCUACGAAUUCAUCUUCAGUGGAGAGCGGCGGAGCGGAGUCAACGGGGCAGGGUCUACUGACAUUUCGGUCAGUCUGCUUGCGGUGGUCGUCAGUUUCUGUGCUCUUGCCCUGUUGGUAGUGUCACUGUUUGUGUUUUGGAAGCUAUGCUGGCCACACUGGAAGAACAAAGGUCUGACAUCUGAUGCCAAUAACAUCCCUCAGCCAGCGCCCAGCCAUGACCCCGAACCCGAGGAAACUCCGGAGAAAAAGGAAGUUGAGGAGGUCAGAGAGAACAGGAGGAGCUCUAUGGUGUUACUGGCUACCCCUAUGAAGAUCAGCCAGACCUCUCCUGACAUCCCGGCAGAGGUACAGGCUGCCCUCAGAGAACAUCUGCUGAAACACACCCGGGUGCAGAGGCAGACGACAGAGCCCACCUCUUCCUCCAGGCAUAACUCCUUUAGGAGGCACCUCCCAAGGCAGAUGCAUGUCACCAGUGUUGACUUCAGCUCAGACAGCCUGCCCCGGGGAGAGACCACCACCAGCAUCGGCCGCAUCAAACCCGAGCUCUACAAACAGAAGUCUGUUGAUUCACAGGAUGGUGAGAAGGAGGAGCUGAAGACCGGUGGCAAGUUAAACUUUACCCUGAGAUAUGACUACGAGAACGAGAACCUGAUUGUGACGAUUCUUAAAUGCUUGGACUUGCCAGCAAAAGACGAUUCCGAAUCCUCAGACCCAUACGUUAAAAUUUAUCUCCUACCUGAUCGGAAAAAGAAGUUCCAGACUCGGGUCCACAGGAAGACGCUGAACCCCAGCUUCAACGAGAGCUUCCAGUUCCCUGUGUCCUUCGACCAUCUGAACAACCGAAAGCUACAUUUCAGUGUGUUUGACUUUGACCGGUUCUCCAGACACGACCUGGUUGGUGAGGUGGUCACUGACAAUCUGUUCGAGCUCCUCGAGCUUCCCAAGGAGGACACCAUCUGGAGGGACAUCGUCUGCGUCACAUCAGAGAGCGUGGAUUUGGGAGAGAUUAUGUUCUCUCUGUGUUACCUUCCCACAGCUGGGCGGAUGACUCUGACCGUCAUCAAAUGCAGGAACCUGAAAGCCAUGGACGUCACUGGAUUCUCUGACCCAUAUGUAAAGGUUUCUCUCAUUUGUGAUGGAAAGAGAUUGAAAAAGCGAAAGACUACCACAAAGAAGAAUACCCUCAACCCCGUUUACAAUGAGGCCAUCAUCUUCGACAUUCCCCCAGAGAGCAUGGAGCAGGUCAGCCUGGCCAUCACCAUCAUGGACUACGAUCGAGUUGGUCACAAUGAGGUCAUUGGCGUGUGUCGUGUGGGGCAGGAUGCAGAGGGACUGGGACGCGAACACUGGAAUGAGAUGUUGGCCUACCCCCGUAAACCCAUCGCCCACUGGCACCCACUGGCAGAGGAGCCAGGACGAGCGACGAGUUUUGACAGCCAAGGAUCCUGUCCUUCUCCCAAGCUUCCUCCUUCACCAUAG